ACAACCUGCAAGUAAACUGGUGCACAUUGCUUUCUCCCUGAUCAUUUAUUAUUAUCAAACGAAUUGGACAAAUUUUAAACAAAUUGUUACCAAACUUAAUGUACCAGAUGCAAAGAAAUGUACUGCGUUCAACUGAGUAGUUCCUCUUGGCAGUAAGCUCUAGCACAUGGCUAAUUCUCUUGAAGCUGAUGCAUUGAGUAACUGUGAGAGGCAGUUUCCAUCCUUGCUCUUUUUAUCCGUUUUUUAUUCUCUGCUCUAUCCCUUUUAAAAGUCGGCUUUUGUGCGGAUAGUGUGUCGGUGUGGUGGACAAGGUUGCUUCAGGAAAAGAAGAGUGUGAUUUUCAAUGAAAGCUCAAAGAGGCUAGGGAGCGUGGUGACAUCUGUAUGGAGGGAAGAAUUGUGAAGACCGUUGACACACAGUCAGAAUUGUUCUCCACCACCACAAUCAACAGCCUAUUGAAGAUGCCUCUGGUGAAGGAAUUCAGGAAGAAAGCAGAGGACAUCAGAACCGUGUCUGAUCUGAGAGAGAAGCUGGGAGAGGGAUCCUUCUCUGAGGUGCAGGUGGCUCAGCACCACCACACCCUGAGACUUGUAGCUGUCAAGUGUAUCAGCAAGAGGGCGCUAAAGGGCAAAGAGGGCAUGUUGGAGAAUGAGAUUGCAGCGCUCCGCAGAAUCAACCAUCCCAACAUGGUGGCAUUGGAGGAGACCUUUGAGACAUCUUCAAAGCUUUAUCUUGUUAUGACUCUUGUUACAGGAGUUGCUGGACCGUAUUCUGGAGGGGGGCGCUACACUGAGAGGGAUGCCAGCCGUGUCCUACGGCAGGUUCUGGAAGCAGUCCAAUACCUCUAUACACAGGGACCAGUCCACCGGGGGAUCGAACCCACUACCUUGGCGUUACAAGCGCCGUCACCUCUACACAAAAUAGUCAUUGGUGACUUUGGCCUGUCCAAGAUGGAUGAGGAGGGGGUGCUCACCACAGCAUGUGGAACGCCGGUGUAUGUGGCUCCAGAGCUUCUGCAGCAGAAAUCUUAUGGCAAAGAGGUGGACCUAUGGACUCUGGGGGUGAUCACCUACAGUUGA
Messenger RNA from Coregonus clupeaformis (lake whitefish), 1079 nucleotides. It is a transcript of the gene pnck, whose product is annotated as pregnancy up-regulated nonubiquitous CaM kinase. Gene Ontology annotation, molecular function: calcium/calmodulin-dependent protein kinase activity; calmodulin binding; ATP binding. The record is from RefSeq and is a predicted model, not a curated record. Bases 384 to 1079 code for a protein of 231 amino acids. Lineage: Eukaryota; Metazoa; Chordata; Actinopteri; Salmoniformes; Salmonidae. Gene Ontology annotation, biological process: peptidyl-serine phosphorylation. The transcript has 8 exons. Gene Ontology annotation, cellular component: intracellular anatomical structure.